This is a messenger RNA of Brenthis ino (lesser marbled fritillary), 933 nucleotides long. The record is from the annotation of a GenBank genome assembly. NCBI's taxonomy places the organism in Eukaryota, Metazoa, Arthropoda, Insecta, Lepidoptera, Nymphalidae.
AUGCAAGGCUAUUCUCAAGAACUCAUCGUACCUGUAAUAGAGUCAUCUAUACCCAUAAGGGCUCGAAACAAAUCUCCAUCGGUUGUGUCCGAAAAAGAUAAAAAGAAACCAAAAGAUAAAAAGAAAAAAGGUGAUUCUGGUUCCAGUAGUAGUGAGAGCAGUGGCAGUUCUUCGGAAAGCAGUUCAUCGAGAUCUUCAUCCCGUUCAUCAUCAAGUAGUUCAGGAAGUUCAUCGCGAUCAUCAUCCAGCUCUAGCUCAUCCAGUAGUAGCAGUAGUAACAAUGAUCGCUCAAGGCCUAAAAAGAAGACAUCACCACAUAAGAGCCCAGUUAAAGAUCGUAGAGAACCUGACAGGGAAAAAGUUAGAGAUAGGUCACCAUUAGGAGAUAAGAAAAAGUUGGCAGCCCCAUCAUCAGCUAAUGAUAAAUUAAAAAACAAGGAUAAACAUGAAAGAUCACCAGGUAGAAAGAAACGUGAACGGUCACCUCCUCCUCGCCCCACUCGCAUUCAUAUUGGCCGACUGACACUCAAUGUCUCAAGGGACCACAUUCACGAAAUAUUUUCCACCUAUGGUGCAGUAAAGGCAGUAGAGUUUCCAAUGGACAGACUACAUCCACAUAAUGGUCGAGGAUAUGCAUAUGUGGAGUUUAGUAAUGCAGAUGAAGCAGAAAAUGCUAUGAAGCAUAUGGAUGGAGGACAAAUCGACGGUCAGGAGAUCACGGCGGCGCCCGUGCUGGUGCCGUCGCGCCCGCGCCGGCCGUCGCCGCGUCCGCCGCCGCGCCACGCGCCCCCGCGCCGACACUCGCCGCCACGGUACCGGCGCCGCAGCCCGCCCCGUCGCCGCUCGCCGCCGCGCCGCCGCCGCUCGCGCUCACGCUCUCCGCGCGCCGCGCCGCGCCGCCGCCGCUCCAGGUCCUCCUCCUCUUCCUCCCGG